AAUGCUAUUGCUUGGAUUGAUCUUCGUUGCUAUUACUGCACUCACAAAAUGUUCUGACGCUGACCUUACAAUAGAAGCUGCUUUUCAAGGUCGGUGUGGGCAUGGGAGUCCAUGCGAGCAAUUGUGUUACGAAAUUCACGAUGGUAUGUACGAAUGUGAUUGCACAGAAGGUUAUGAACUAAACAAGAAUGGAUAUAGCUGUCAAGAAAUAAAUUCAACUUUACAAUUCGUUUCGGCGUUUCCAUCUGCCAUUAGCGAAAUUAAAAUUUUAAAUAAAAAUUCUCAAAGUGUUGAAUCCAAAAACAAUUUUUUAAAAAAUGAAAAUACAGACUAUGAAAAUAAUAACCAAUUUAAUAAAUACAAAAAUGAGAAACCAGGUGACGAAAUUUACGAUGAUGAUGAACUAGAUUAUGAUCCAAUAACAAUUACAACUAUAACAUCAAAAGUACUACAAUCAACGAACACUAAUUUAAACCAUAAAACUUUAAAUGAAAUCAGUAAUAAUAAGAGAAAUAUAAUUUCGUUUGAGAAGACACUUACAAAAACAGCAAAUGAACCAAAGAACUUAUAUAGUGUUGAGCAUGAUGUUAUAAAAACGCAGCAAAAAUCUGUGGAUGAUUUUUAUUCAAAAGAGGAUUUUUCUAACUACAAUAACCUAGUUAAUAAUUUAAAAGAAACUGCGAAACAUGCUUCAAGUUAUCACACAACUGUUAUACCAACAACAACGACGUUAUCAGACGAUAACACAGGAACAUAUACUUUAGAAAAUUCUAUUGACAACGCAGCACAAACAAAUGAAUCUGAAGAGCAAUGUAUACUUGAUUGUGGAUUUGAAGGUAUCUGUGUUUGGAAUAAAAAUGGAACUCCAACACAGGAAUGUAUUUGUCCGUUUGGAAGAGCAGGACCGAAGUGCAAUGAAGAAAUAAAAGUUAACACCCCUCGGUUUACCUCUAAAUCUUGGAUCGCAUUUCCAGCUUUAAAAGGCGCUUACAAACAUGUUCAGCUUCACAUAGAAAUACGUCCGGAAUUGUAUGAUGGUAUCAUUUUGCUCACAGGUGAGCGCGACGAUUUGACUGGUGACUUUAUGGCAGUACUUAUUCAUAAAGGAUAUGUUGAGUUUUGGUUUGAUUGUGGUUCUGGUACUGGAGUCGUCCGUUCUGAAGAGACUGUUAUACUAAAUCAAUGGAAUACAAUUUUGAUAUAUCGUCACCGAUGGGACUCGUGGCUCAUCUUGAAUCAAGGGAAUCGCGUGCAAGGCAGAUCAAAGGGUCUUUUCUCACGCAUAACCUUUAGAGAGCCAGUUUUUUUGGGCGGCAUUGGUAAUAUUACAGGAAUAAAUAAAAAGUUACCUGUUAGACAUGGCAUAACAGGUUGUAUAAGAAAGUUUGUAGCCAAUGAGCACGAAUACAAUUUUCAACAAGCACCAUACGGUGACGUUUCACAAGGAUUUAAUAUACUUGAAUGUACAACAGACCACUGUAGUCGAUUUCCAUGUCGUCAUGGUGGUAAGUGCAUAUCAGCAGAUGAUGGAGCAGCGGUUUGUCUUUGUCCACUUGGUUUUGGUGGUGACUUAUGCGAAAUGAGACUUGACUUACAAGUACCAUCAUUCAAUGGAUCAUCUUAUUUAAGAUAUGCACCUUUAGGAGACAACGCUCUUGUUUGGUUAGAUAUUCAGGUAACAUUAAAACCACAACAAAAUGAUGGAUUGUUGCUUUAUAGUGGACAUCAUGAAUACGGAGAUUUUAUUUCGUUGUGCUUAAAUAUGGGGUUUGUGGAAUUUACUUAUGAUCUGGGAAGUGGUCAAGCGACAGUGAGAAGUGACUUUCCAUUAACCCUUAAUCAAUGGCACACAAUACAUAUCUCCCGAACGGCAAGAUUAGCAGUACUUAAGAUUGAUCUGCUACCUGAAGUAGCAACGAUUUCUCUUAAUGGUUUUUGGCAUUUAUCUUUGCCACACAGUUUAUUCUUAGGUGGUGUGCACAAUAUUCAAACAUUACCAGCAAGCAUAAGAGAGAAAGGGUCAUUUGUUGGAUGUAUUCAAAAAUUUGUAGUGAAUGAAAGGGCUAUUUCGAUCAUAUCUGAAGCAUUAGGUGGAAGUAACGUUGACACUUGUUUGUCCCAUGCUUGUGUUGCCCAUCCUUGUGGUCCAUUAGAACAAUGUGUUCCCAAUAUGGAAAGCUAUGAGUGUGAAUGUAAACCAAACAAUGUUCAACAGUGUAAUCAGGCCGAAGAAGUGCCGUUUAAAGUACUUACAGAAGUAAAAGGCGCUGCUUCAACUUAUAGUACAACUGAAAUGACGACUACACAAGAAAUAGAUACUACUUUGUUUGUUACGAAAGACAGAUUUGAAGACGAUAAUGCGUUGGAUUUGAAAAUUCAAGAUGUAAAAAGUCCAUCGAAUUGGGAAAAAAAAAGUGACUACUACUACGAUGAUUACAACGAUGAUGAAGAUUUUUCGAAGGACGAUGGAAGUGGAUCAUCUACGAACACUGAAACACAAACAACGAUCAAGUUGGCUAUCACCAUGAAACCAAGUACAACGGAAAAUAAUAUUUUAAGAGCAUCUGUUAAGAGCCCAUACAAAGAGCUGAUUAAAGAUAUUGAAUCUCAUUACACGUUAAAAGGAAAAUAUAUGUUGCUUGAUAGUGUUAUAGAUAAGCAUAACAAAAGAAAACAAAAAAGUGAAAAAAAAAAUGAAAACAAAUCAAGACAAAAGUUUAAAAAAAAACAAAAGCUUCUUAAAGAUGAUCAAUAUGCAAAUUACAUAGAUCGUAAUACUCAGGACAUAUCAUCUGAUUUCAUAUUUAAUACAAAUGAAGAAAAAAUUAAAAGACAACAAGAAUUUAAAACAGAAAAUCUGUAUCAUCCAAAACAACGAUACCCACAAAAAGACAAUUCUAUUAUUGAUGGAAUGUUGAUAGAUGAAAUGAACAAAAUAAUGAAAAACAGUGGUACUGAUAGAAGUAUAGAAGAUUCAUGGAAAGUUGCAUAUCAAACUCGAACAACAUUAUUACCAAAACUUAAUAAUAUUUUAAAUCAACAACACACUCAUCGUCCACAUUCAGGUGCUUGUUUUAAUGGCCAUGAUAGUUACUUUCAUUACAGUGAUGUAGAAACAAUGCGUCGUGUUAUCAGCUAUCAAAUUGAUCUAAACUUGAGGUUCAAAACGCACUCAAACAAUGGUUUAAUAUUAUGGUCUGGUCGACAUAGUGCACAAGAAGAUGAUGAUUUUUUGUCUCUUGGUAUCGAAGAAGGUUUCUUACACUUACGUUAUAAUCUUGGAUCUGGUGAAGUCAAUAUUGAAUAUAACACCACAGUUGUAAGUGACGGAUUAUGGCAUCGAAUUCGCGCAGUUAGGAAUUUACAAGAGGGAACACUAAAAGUUGACGGUGGUAAACCAAUAGUCCAACGUUCGCCAGGAAAAUUAAGGCAGUUAAAUACAGAUGCUGGUUUGUAUGUUGGGGGCAUGCCAGAUCCUUUAUAUUACACAAGAAACAGGUAUCCAAAUGGAAUAUUGGGUUGCAUAUCUGAGGUAGUACUUGCAGGAGAACUUAAAUUAGAUUUUGACGUAACUACAUGUUUGGAUUGUGCACAUAACGUUGAACCAGGGAUUCUUUGAAAAUAAGCUUACUUAUAUAAAAUAAUUAUAUAUUUCUUACAAUUAGUAGAAUUAUUAUAUUAUUAAGUAUACACAUAUAAAAACGGCAUAACAAGUACUGUUUAAAAGUAAAUCGGUAUUGUGAUUGAAAAUAUUAAACAUAAAUGUGUGAGAGCAAAAAAAUGUAAAUUAUAAAUACAACUAAAAGAGGAUAUACAAUUAAAGGUAAUACAAGAGUGAUGUUAUAUAGUACUAUUUAACAUGAUUUUAAUUUUAUAGGAUGCACUAUAAGUAUUUGGUGCGAAAAUUUUAUACAAAAGAGAGUAGCAAAAAUAUAAAUUAAUCAUUACAAAGGAUUACCAAAGACAAAUUUCAUUUUGAAGUUAUGGUGUAAAUUUUCUGUUCCUAUUAUAAAAAUAAAAUUCUGAUUUGAA
This is a messenger RNA of Culicoides brevitarsis, 4032 nucleotides long. RefSeq names its product pikachurin. The transcript has 16 exons. Gene Ontology annotation, molecular function: calcium ion binding. Lineage: Eukaryota; Metazoa; Arthropoda; Insecta; Diptera; Ceratopogonidae. The coding region runs from base 2 to 3619 and encodes 1205 amino acids. The record is from RefSeq and is a predicted model, not a curated record.